AUGUUUUGGGGAGAUUAAUGAGGGCAAGAUAGAUCCUGGCCUGGAGGCUAACGGUGGCGGAUCUUUCCGCGCUGCCAAAGGGCGGCGGGAAGAGGAGAAACACGGGCACGAAUGCUAAUCCAAAGACAGCUACGGCGGCGAGACUAGAAUCCCUGGCGGAGGUGAUAUCCAAGAAACCUCUGAGGGCUGAGAAAGGGCAAAGCGAUAGCCUUGGCGGCCCAAAAGGGCGAAUUGAGAGAGCUACUGUCGGCAGUUCUGAGAUUCUGCCUACCCAGCAAACUCUGACAGAAAUGGGCGUUUUCCAAGACUGUCUGCUCAAUAUCGGGACAUUAAACUGCCCGUCGCAGCUGCGCAACUUUCCCUGAAGUCGAUUGGCGCCGCUCUCGCCCUUCUCGCCCGUAUGGAGGGCAGCGAUCCGCAUGCUGAUUUGGCGCAUGCUCAGUUCCAGGCGUUGGUGGCCAGUUUUCGAGCACAGAAGGAAUUGGCGGAUAUCCUGGCGCGUUUGGGUUCGGAGCAAACUAAGGUCAUUCAGCUGCAGGGUCAGGCGGCGGGAACGGAGCGCCGGGUUUCUUCGAUACAGAAUAAUUGUGACGAUGCCCUUGCCCAUGUGGCGGAGCUGGCCCGCAAGCUGACCGAAGACCUUAAUGCGGAGAGGGAGAAGACACGUUCUGAAGAGCGGGUGCGAAUCCGGGCUGAGCUGAGCCAUGAGUUUGAGGAGGAGAAGAAGUUGUUGGAGAAGGAGUUUGAUCGUGUUCGAGAGGAUGUCGCGGCAGAGAAGGAGGAGCUGAACAAGAAGUUGGAGGAAUUUGAGCAAAAGGAAACCGCGGAAAAGGUCGCCAUUGCCGCGAAGACCAUCCAGACAUACAAGCAGUCAUCCGCUUUUGGGAAGCAUCUGUCUGAUUAUAUGUAUCCGACCAUUGUGGCGGUAUGCAAGAAAGUUCGACCAGGUAACCCCGGGAGUCGGUGGAAUACACGCGACAUGGUGCGUCAUGUGCAACAAUUCUUCAAAGAAAAUCGGUCGUUGUCCGAUGAUUCAGAAAGUGAGACCGAGGAAGAAGGCGUGGUCGUGGUCGGGUCUGGGGGUAAUCACCCAAAACCGAUCGUUUUCACCUUCUCCUUUUCCUUUGUAUUGUCAGACACUGAACUGGCGGUUCACCAUUGCAACAUUUUGGGGCGUAUUCCCCUUUUGUUUUAAUAAAUGCGUUUUUGAAUUUCUUUGCAAGUUGACUUUUAUGUUGCUAUUGAGAGAGUUGCUCUCGUAUAGUGAGGCGGAUUCACACUCGUAGUAGUGAGGCGGACUCGCACUCGUAUGCAUUGCGUUGAGAAAAGACAUUCUCGUAAUAGAGAGGCAUAUCUGCACUCGUAUAUUAAUAGACACAAAGGUCAUGC
Molecule: messenger RNA, 1389 nt
Organism: Linum trigynum
Lineage: Eukaryota; Viridiplantae; Streptophyta; Magnoliopsida; Malpighiales; Linaceae
Source: the annotation of a GenBank genome assembly